Erigeron canadensis is the source of this 673-nucleotide messenger RNA. Its product is annotated as protein SSUH2 homolog. Bases 39 to 536 code for a protein of 165 amino acids. NCBI's taxonomy places the organism in Eukaryota, Viridiplantae, Streptophyta, Magnoliopsida, Asterales, Asteraceae. The transcript has 4 exons. The record is from RefSeq and is a predicted model, not a curated record.
UUAUUCCAAAAAAGAAAGAGAAAGAGAAUACAAAAAUAAUGGUGGUAACGGGUGGAGGAAUGUUGUCGCCCACAACCACAGUAGUAAGAUUUCAGGCCAACGGCGCUCCACCUCCGGAAAUUCACAGCCGAAGACCUCUUCUAUCCAUCCCCAAGCCAUCUUGGAUUGUUAAAACUGAGUCUAAUGUUAGAUUAGAGAAAAGACCAAAACCGGAUCCUUCAUGUGUUGUUUGCAGAGGCAGUGGCAGAGUUGAUUGUCAUGAUUGUUGUGGCAAAGGAAGGACAAAUAAUGUUGAAUUAGCAAUGCUCCCAAGUGGGGAGUGGCCAAAAUGGUGUAAGACUUGUGGUGGUAGUGGGCUAGCUUACUGCUCACGCUGUCUUGGGACGGGAGAAUACAGGUAUCUUAUGGGAUUUCAUUUCAUGAAGAAAGAUGAACAUGAAGCUCAAGUUGGAGAUCGGGGUAAUUACAAGGUUCGUGAUAUGUUACGUGAUCGCAAAAGGGCAGAAAAUUUGCUCCCAAAUGAUGAUAUAGCUUAGCUGGGACACUUCUUUCUUCCAUGUUGUAGUGUAUGUAUCAUUUUGAAGAAAACAUUUCUGUACGUAGAAUAUAAGGUGAAUCCAAAAUUUACAUUUAGAUUAAUUGAUACAAUCCAUGUACCAAAACUACUUAGGAA